AUGUUUGAACUUCAUGCCUGAACAUAUUACCGAUGUGUAUGCCAUGUUUUCUAGCGCGAAGCUCUGUCAUGCGAAUCCCCUGGUACGCCCACGCACAGCGCACGCACGCUCGUUCACUCCCAAGACGACACCGAAUCCGUGACUCUCUCCAGUUGAGCUGGUGACGCUGUUCGCUCUCUGGCGGUAGAACGGGGAUGUUUGGCAUUUGUACCGAUUUGUGCUUGCACAGUGCGUCUUCUGUGCGAUGAACGGAUGGAGAGGACCAGUGACCAAACAUGCCUACAGUCCUCCGCGGCACGGGAAAACUUUCCAUCGUGUGUUCACUGAUUCGUUGCGCAUCUCAGCAUCUGGAACAGGAAAUGGUGGUGGCAGACAUGCAUUGCUCUGUCUCACAGGUCACAGGAAGUGAGCGUAACGGCUGUUCCAAAGAUAUUCUAGGGGACAUGACCCAUUCCUGGCCAUCCCAGCAACCCUCAGGAGGGAGUCAGGCCCAGCGCUUCCUCUAUAACCCUAAGGAAGCAAAGCAGCACACAACUCAGCAAACUUGGGAGAAUGUGCAGCAGCUGAGGAUGACCCAGCCUCACGUGGCGCCUCACAAAUCCAUGCUCGCUGAUGACUUGAAGCUCAGCAGUGACGAGGAGGAUGCUGACAAGGACCCUGAGCAGUCAGCCUCCUGGACUGGUAACAAUAGUCUGUCGGAGCAGCACACACACACACAUGGUGGGAGGGUGAGACAUUCAUGCUCAGACUCUUCAGGCACAGACUCUUCAGGCUCAGACUCCUCCAGUGAGUCGGAGGAGGAGAGCAGUAGCCAGCGCCUUCAUAGCCCCAGCCCAGAAACACACUCCGAUCCUGGGACACCCACCGACGCUCAGUCCCUCAGCUGCACCGAGGAGACAGAUCACCCCCCCACCUCUCAGUGGCAGCUGGAUAAGUGGCUGAAGAAAGUCAGAAAAAAAUCCUCCUCCUGGGAAUCCAGCAACCGUGACCACACCCAGAGAGCUACAGAACACAGCUCGCCCUCCCCAGACCCCCACAGACCCCCGUCUCCAGCCAGAUCCUGGGGGACCAGAGAGGACUACAGCCCCGGCCAGAGCCCUGUUCCCAGCCCACACUUCAACUACAGCCCCAGGCAUAGCCCUCGGCCUAGCCCUCGGCCUAGCCCUGGCUACAGCCCCUGUCCCAGUCCUUGCCACAGCCCAAGACACAGCCCCAUCCUUAGCCCGGUCCCCAGUGUCUGUCUGAGUCCCUGCUUCAGCCAAAGAGCCAACCGUGACCCUAGCCCCAUACCCCGACACCCCCCUAAGAGUCCUAGUCCCAGCCUUACUCAGUCUAGCUCCCGUCACUAUCCUCAAGUUCAGAGUCUUCAUCAGGAAAGCUUCAGGCCUCUCACGCGGCCUAGCUUAACAUCCAGCCCGAGCCAUAGACCCAAAAUCAGGAUCGCACCUGCUCCCAGCUUUGAGUCCAAGAGCAAACUGAGGCACAGUUCCUCUCCCCAGCCUCCACUUCAGCACGGCUCCAGGCCUAAACCCAAACAGAGCCAAUCUGUUCCCACUCCCAAGAACACAGCCAAGGCAGCCCCUGCGCUGAGCACUGAGCCGAGCCACAGACCCAGACCUAGUCCCAACUCCAGUCCCAGGCUUCAUUCUCAGCCUAGGUUGAAACACAACCCCAUCCUAGCACUCAAAACCAGCCAACAACUAACAACCUCUGGACAAAGGCCCAAGGAGAGUAGCAGACUCAGCCACAAUUCCAACUCCAAACCCAGGCCCAAGUUUGGGCCUAGUUUGACAACCAGCCUCAGUACCAGUCCCAGUCCCACACCCAGGGCCAAGACCUUACCUCCCGCAGACCCUAGCAGAGAGACCAGCAGCAGAGUUGGUCGCAGUUCCAAAUCGAGUCCCAAGCCACAUUCUCGGCCGAUCUCCAAAGCUGGUUCUGGGCCUAGCUCUAGAUCCAGCCCCAGUCCUAUACCCAAAGUCAAGUCCCGGGAGAACCCUGCUCCCCACCCAAAGCCUCCACAGAGGAAGCCCCAAUCCAGGGAGAGAGAACGGGAGGUGGACAACCGGAGAGAGACCCAGGCAGCAGACAGGAAGGCAGACAGGCAGGCAGAGGGAAGGGGGCGGGGUAAUGUAGAGAGACAGGGAGAGAGGCCAGGGGAGAAACAGGGAGAGAGAAGACUGGCAGAGGAUAAGUUGCCAAGACGCCCCUGGGUCCAGAGUUCAGAGGAGGAAGAGGACGUAGAGGAGAGAAAGAGGAGGAGGGAGGAGAGAGAGAAGGAGGAGAAGAGGAGGAGGAGGAAGGAGCAGCAACAGCAGAGAGGUGAAUGGCAGGCGGUCCAGCCCAAGCAGAGACCUCACACCAACAGCGAGCGACUCCGCAAUCCCAUUGAUCCACAACACCACGGGACUAAGAAAAAGAGGAGGAGGAAGAGUGAGGAGGAAGAGAGAGAGUCUCAGCUGGACACUUCCCCUCCGCCGUCGCCCUCCUCCCCCACACCUGUCAUCCCUCCCACAGAUUCCUCUUCUUCAUCAUCUUCCUCAUCAGAGUCCGACUCGGAGCCCAGUCUGCCUCCCAACGUCGCCAAAGUCCCAGCAGACUCCACGUCCAGCCAGCGUCCUAUCCCCAGGAGAGGGCACCAGGGCCCUGGGAGGCCUUCAGACAUCAGGCCAGGAGUGCUCUACCCCACUGCCACAUCCAACCAAGACCACGGGCCGCAGAGCCAGGCAAAGCAGAAACUCUACACCUUGGUCCCAUUUGGGCGUAGUGAGCAAGCCCCAUCCUCACACCGAGGCCUGAGGAAUCUGGUGGUGCAGUUAAACCUCUCCCUACUCAGCAGAGUCCCUGAUACUACGACAGACACCCCAGCCUCUCACAAACACCCCUCCUCUUCCUCUUCCAAGCAAAAAGAGGCCAUGAGACACCUGUACACCCCAGAGACAGAGGGAGGAGACAGCAGGAGGAAACGGAAGUCAGAGAAUGGAAUCCAGCACCACAGAGAGAGUAAGAGGAGUAACUCCCAAACCAACGGCCCCUCAGCCCACACAGAGUCUACAGCUAACAGAGAGAGUAAGAGGAGUAACUCCCAAACCAACGGCCCCUCAGCCCACACAGAGUCUACAGCUAACAGAGAGAGUAAGAGGAGUAACUCCCAAACCAACGGCCCCUCAGCCCACACAGAGUCUACAGCUAACAGAGAGAGUAAGAGGAGUAACUCCCAAACCAACGGCCCCUCAGCCCACACAGAGUCUACAGCUAACAGAGAGAGUAAGAGGAGUAACUCCCAAACCAACGGCCCCUCAGCCCACACAGAGUCUACAGCUAACAGAGAGAGUAAGAGGAGUAACUCCCAAACCAACGGCCCCUCAGCCCACACAGAGUCUACAGCUAACAGAGAGAGUAAGCGGAGUAACUCCCAAACCAACGGCCCCUCAGCCCACACAGAGUCUACAGCUAACAGAGAGAGUAAGAGGAGUAACUCCCAAACCAACGGCCCCUCAGCCCACACAGAGUCUACAGCUAACAGAGAGAGUAAGAGGAGUAACUCCCAAACCAACGGCCCCUCAGCCCACACAGAGUCUACAGCUAACAGAGAGAGUAAGAGGAGUAACUCCCAAACCAACGGCCCCUCAGCCCACACAGAGUCUACAGCUAACAGAUGUCUAGACCCCCACACAGAUGCCAGACACAACAGGUUCUUGGAGGACUACCUAGACAGUAAGAGGCCACUGUCCCCCCUGUCCCCUCUCUCUGACACCCCGGACCCCACCAAGCCUCCCAUCAAAAGACAGCCCCCAGUGCAGCACUACACAAACAGUGAGGUGCCCAGGACCCAUGCUAAGAUGGAGGUGGAGUGUGUAGGUGUGUCAGGGAAGCCCCCGCACAUGUGUGAAUCCUGGGGACCUCCUUUACAACGGGCAGGGAGCCAGAGAGGAACUGUACUCAACCAUGAACCCCCACACCAUGCUGAGUACUACAUGCAUGAGGCCAAGAGAAUGAAGCACCGUGCAGAUGCCAUGGUGGAUAAGCUGGGGAAGGCAGUGAACUAUGUGGAUGCUGCUCUCUCCUUCAUGGAGUGUGGCAAAGCUAUGGAGGAGGGACCACUGGAGGACAAGUCUCCCUAUACCAUGUACACAGAGACGGUAGAGCUCAUCAGGUAUGCCAUGAGGCUGAAGAACCACUCUGGUCCUGGGGCCAGACAGGAAGACAAACAGCUGGCCGUACUGUGUUUCCGGUGCCUUGCUCUCCUGUACUGGCAGAUGUUUCGUCUGAAGAAGGACCUAGCCAUGAAGUACUCCAAAGCUCUAGUGGAGUACUUUAAGAGUUCUCCCAAAGUGCCUACUACACCCCCCAUCUGGAGCGGCUCAGGAAAGGGCACAGGGGGGCCUCCCUCCUCUCUCUCCCCCAGCCCCUCAGCCCUCCCCCUGGGCAGCUCCCCCUCUUCCCUCAUCAACAUUCCCCUGCGUAUCCACCAGAUGGCAGCAAACCACCUGAACAUCACCAACAAUGUCCUAUACAGCUAUGAGUACUGGGAGCUAGCAGAAAGCCUGGUCAGAGACAACAAUGAGUUCUUUAACUACCUGAAUACACUGUCAGGGCCAUUGACUCUCCACAGUAGUAUUGCUCAUGCAGUCCAGUACACCAGACAGGGUCUGCAGUGGAUACGCAUCAGUGCCAGAGUGGGCUAGUGGCAGGAGGGAGAGAGGGACACAACCAGUGUGAUUAUAAGUGGAGGAUUCCCCCUGCAUUCCACGUCAUCAGGAUCAGCGUGGGCUAGUGGCAGGAGGGAGAGAGGGACACAACCAGUGGGAUUAUAAGUGGAGGAUUCCCCCUGCAUUCCACGUUGUCAGGAUUACCGUACCGUAAAUGAUGGAUUGGAUUUAUACACAGUGGUGACGCUUUACCUUGUGUUUUAUCUUGAUUGGGGGAAGGUGUUGUUAUUCCUACAAUCAAGCAGAGCGAACUGUCUUGGUAUCUCUUUCCUCUUCCUGUUCGGAUUGUCAGUGCAGAUCUACAAAGUGCCACAUGGAUUUAAAGCCUUUAAACUUGCUGCUUUGCCAAAUGUGCCACAUGUGAUGAUGAAACAAACACAGAAAGUGUCUAACAAGGACAUUUUAAGAGAAACAUGGCUCAGUGCACCAGCGAGGACUUUAUGAUUCUUCUACUGUACAAAACAUAGACUGUAAAAGAUCCAGAGACCUGGACUACAUUUCUGAAUACAAUGCAUUCAACCACAGUAAAACUCUAACUAGCCUCCGUUGCAAAAAAGCCACUGUGGUAACCAGUGACCAUUUCCUCAAAAAGCCAAUUCCUGUCCACUGGGCACAGACACCAGUUCAAUGUCUAGUUUUGAUUUACCUUUGGUUGAGUUGUCUACUAACGUGAAUUCAACGUGAAUAAACAAAAAAUGUCAUCAUGUUAUUGGAUUUAGGUUCAAAGUCGGUUGGAAAAAAGACAAAAUUCCCUUGCGUUGAUGACUUUUUACAAAUCCAAUCAGUUUCCCAUGUUGAGUCAACGUCAUCACAUUGAUUGUUUUUGUUAAAAUGACGUGGAUACAACAUUCAUUCAACCAGUUUGUGCCCAGUGGGAAGAGACCUGGACUGCAUUUCUGGACUACAUUUCCAAUGAGCCUUUACAGGACAAAUGGAUUCAUCAUGGGAAAGGUGAAGUUGGGAUUUUGAGUUCUCUUUUGGAUUGUCAGACCACUCAUCCCAAAGGGUAGAUCAAGUUACCGGUAGCUUUGCUUUUCAGUUUUAUGACUCCACUAUGGGAUGGCCUUUUUAAGGACAUUUUGAGAUACCUUUCACUUUUUAUGUGCACUGUGUGUGUCAGACCAUUCAUUUUGACAAAAAUACCAAAACUAGAGCAUUUAAAUGUUGUUUUUCUGGCCAGCAUUCAUGUUCCUGUCUUUGCAAAAUUAUUAUUUAUAACAUCGUCUAAUGUGGUUAUCAAAAGUUACAUACCAAAAUGUGUUUCAUAAAUGUCUUUUUGAUAUUGCAAUUUGUA
Molecule: messenger RNA, 6006 nt
Organism: Oncorhynchus kisutch (coho salmon)
Lineage: Eukaryota; Metazoa; Chordata; Actinopteri; Salmoniformes; Salmonidae
Product: AF4/FMR2 family member 3
Exons: 19
Coding region: 276-4688 (1470 amino acids)
Biological process (GO): regulation of gene expression
Cellular component (GO): nucleus; super elongation complex
Source: RefSeq, a predicted model, not a curated record